Vicia villosa (hairy vetch) is the source of this 2260-nucleotide messenger RNA. Its product is annotated as protein NRT1/ PTR FAMILY 8.3-like. The record is from RefSeq and is a predicted model, not a curated record. The coding region runs from base 315 to 2099 and encodes 594 amino acids. The transcript is spliced from 6 exons. Gene Ontology annotation, molecular function: transmembrane transporter activity. NCBI's taxonomy places the organism in Eukaryota, Viridiplantae, Streptophyta, Magnoliopsida, Fabales, Fabaceae. Gene Ontology annotation, cellular component: plant-type vacuole membrane. Gene Ontology annotation, biological process: oligopeptide transport; transmembrane transport.
UUUUGUUAUAGCUUAUUUAUUCUCCACACAUUGCUUCCCAAACACACACACACUCUCUCAGCAUGGGUUCAAUUAACGACGACGUUCCAGAAUUAGAGCAUGGGCUUUUUCAGGUUCUCUUCUUCUUCUUAAUUCUUAUUAUUAUUUUUUUCUUUCUGCAGAUUCUUACUAUUUUCACUGGUGUGAUCAUACCCUACUUCAUCAUAAACCAUCAACAUGGUUGAGGAGGUUGAGAAAGUUGCAUCUCCUUCUUUGAUUCGUUUUGUGCUUCGCGCCUUCAAAUCUUCCUCUUCAGUAUUACACCAGCAAUCAGCAUGAGUUCGAUUAACGACGACGUUCCAGAACUGAAACAAGGACUUUUUCAGGAUGAAAGAGGCGAACAACGCACAUUUCUUCAGGAUGAAAGGGGUGAACAACACACUGGAGAUGGUUCAGUUGAUUUUAAAGGGAGGCCUUCUAUUAAGGACAAAAGUGGCAAUUGGAAAGCUUGUCCAUUUAUUUUAGGCAAUGAAUGUUGUGAACGUUUGGCUUUCUUUGGCAUUGCAACAAACCUUGUUACCUAUCUUACCACUAAACUACACGAAGGAAACGUCUCUGCUGCAAAAAAUGUCGGUAUCUGGCAAGGAACUUGUUAUCUUACACCUCUCAUUGGAGCUGUUCUGGCUGAUAGUUACUGGGGAAGAUACUGGACAAUUGGUGUUUUCUCUAUGAUUUAUUUCGUUGGGAUGUCUAUCUUGACUAUUUCUGCAUCUGUCAAAUCAUUGAAGCCAGCCGAAUGUGUAAAUUCGGUGUGCCCUCCAGCUAGUCCCUUGCAAUAUUAUUUAUUCUACUUUGGUCUCUAUGUAAUUGCAGUUGGGACCGGUGGUGUAAAAUCAUGUGUGUCGCCUUUUGGAGCAGAUCAGUUUGAUGAAACUGAUUCUGAGGGAAAUGUCAAGAAGGCUUCCUUUUUCAACUGGUAUUACUUUUCGAUCAUGAUAGGCGCCAUUGUGUCAUGCACCUUCAUUGUGUGGGUUCAAGAUAACUUAGGAUGGGGUCUUGGAUAUGGCAUUCCUGCUUUAUUUAUGGGGUUAUCCGUUGGGAGUUUCUUUUUAGGUACCUCUCUAUACAGGUUUCAAAAACCAAAGGGUAGUCCUCUUACAAGUAUGUGCCAGGUUUUAAUAGCAUCUGUCCGAAAGCGGAAUUUGGUUGUGCCGGAGGAUAGUAGUCUCCUAUAUGAGACGCGUGACAAGCCAGGAGUUGAGGGAAGUCGCAAACUGAUGCAUCAUGAUGAUAUGAGGUAUUUUGAUAAAGCAGCUGUAGUGUCUGAUUCAGAGAACAGAAGCGGUGACUAUUCUAAUCCAUGGAGGCUUUGCACUGUGACACAAGUGGAAGAAUUGAAAAUCUUGAUUCGCAUGCUUCCAAUUUGGGCUACUGGCAUAAUAUUUUCUGCUGUCUACGCCCAGAUGUCAACAUUGUUUGUGGAGCAAGGAACUAUGAUGCACUUAUAUAUUGGUUCCUUCAAAUUAUCCCCAGCUUCCCUCUCAACCUUCGAUGUGUUAAGUGUUCUUUUUUGGGUCCCUGUCUAUGACAGGAUACUUAUUCCUGUUGCAAGGAAAAUUACAGGCAAAAAAAGGGGCAUUUCCGUGUUUAAAAGAAUAGGAAUUGGCCAUUUUAUUUCUGUCUUGUGCAUGUUAUCAGCUUCUAUUGUGGAGAUUAAACGACUGCAGGUUGCUAGAAAGUUUGACCUUGUCGAUAAACAUGUUCCUGUACCGCUUAGUGUAUUAUGGCAAAUACCUCAAAAUUUCUUAUUAGGUGCAGCAGAGGUAUUCACACUCAUCGGUCAGAUUGAGUUCUUCUAUGACCAAUCACCAGACGCUAUGAGGACGGUAUGUAGUGCAUUGCCACUCGUGAGUUUUUCAUUGGGGAAUUACUUGAGCUCUUUCUUGCUUACUAUAGUAACUUAUUUCACUACACGAGGUGGGAAGCUUGGAUGGAUUCCAGAUAACUUGAACCAGGGACAUCUUGAUUACUUUUUUCAACUAAUGUCUGGACUUUGCUUAUUAAAUACAUUGAUGUACAUAGUUGCCGCCAAAAUGUACAAGCAGAAGAAGAGGUCUUAGGAGUGGAAGCAUGUUUUUGAUAUUUGUUUGUUACCUGUCAUUAGGUAUUAUCAUUUGUCUUGCCUGGUUGUUAUUUCUUUACAAUGGAAGGGAUAUUCAUCCAUGGUACAAUUUUGAAACAUUUUUUAAUUGAGACUUUAUGAUAGUUUAUAUUUUAGUGA